AUGGUAAUUAGCCUCAGACAGCAGAAGCAACCCUGCGCCCCGACGGUUGUGAAAGGCGGCAGGCCUGGGGAAAGCGCGUACUUUAUCGGCGUGAACCGCAACAAGAAAUCAGUCGGUCUCUCGUUCCAGCACCCCGAGGGCAUCAAGAUCUUGCAUGAGUUGGCCAAGACAUCCGAUGUGUUGGUGGAAAACUAUAUUCCUGGAGCGUUGAAAAAGUACCAACUAGACUACGAAUCAGUACGGAAGAUUAACCCUCGUCUAAUCUAUGCCUCCAUAACCGGCUACGGCCAGUAUGGCCCCUACAGUCCCCGAGCCGGCUACGACGUCAUGGUCGAGGCCGAAAUGGGGCUCAUGCACAUUACAGGCGAACGAAACGGGUCUCCUGUAAAAGUGGGUGUUGCGGUGACAGACCUCACAACGGGCCUGUAUACCUGCAACGCGAUUAUGGCAUCUCUGUUGGCUAGACAGAGGACGAACCAGGGACAGCAUCUCGACGUGUCGCUGGCGGACUGCCAGGUCGCGACACUGGCAAAUAUCGCCAGCUCGGUGCUGAUAUCCGGAGAACGGGAUGGCGGACGAUGGGGCACGGCACACCCCAGCAUCGUUCCUUAUAAGGGGUUCAAGACGCUGGACGGCGACAUCAUGCUGGGCGGCGGCAACGACCGACUUUUUGGGAUCAUAUGCGACAAGCUGGAGCGGCCAGAGUGGAAGAGCGACGCGCGUUUCGUCACCAACGACGUUCGUGUCCAGAACCGCGACCUGCUUGAGGACAUGAUCGAGCAGAUCACAAGGACCAAGACCACGAAGCAGUGGCUGGCGAUCCUUGAGGGCAGCGGCAUGCCCUACGCCGCCAUCAACGACGUCAAGGACACCCUCGACCACGAGCACGUCCGUGCCCGCAACAUGAUCACCGAGCUCGACCACGCCGCCUGCGGCACCAUCAAGGUCGUCAGCCACCCAGUCAAGUACUCUGAGAGCGCUGCGGGCGUAAGGAGCGCGCCGCCCACGCUGGGCGAACACACCGACGUGGUUUUGAGGGACCUGCUCCAGAUGGAGGACAAGGAGAUUGCAUCGCUACGGCAGUCUGGCGUUGUGGCAUAA
Cladophialophora psammophila CBS 110553 is the source of this 1101-nucleotide messenger RNA. RefSeq lists its product as uncharacterized. Bases 1 to 1101 code for a protein of 366 amino acids. The record is from RefSeq and is a predicted model, not a curated record. Gene Ontology annotation, molecular function: catalytic activity. The transcript has 5 exons. Lineage: Eukaryota; Fungi; Ascomycota; Eurotiomycetes; Chaetothyriales; Herpotrichiellaceae.